Molecule: messenger RNA, 2267 nt
Organism: Octopus bimaculoides (California two-spot octopus)
Lineage: Eukaryota; Metazoa; Mollusca; Cephalopoda; Octopoda; Octopodidae
Product: zinc finger MYM-type protein 1
Biological process (GO): regulation of transcription by RNA polymerase II; embryo development
Cellular component (GO): nucleus
Molecular function (GO): RNA polymerase II transcription regulatory region sequence-specific DNA binding; DNA-binding transcription factor activity, RNA polymerase II-specific; protein dimerization activity
Source: RefSeq, a predicted model, not a curated record
UUAUGUUUGCCGAACCGAUAGAUAGAAGGGGCGUAAAUAAGCCAAUAGCAAUUGUCAAGCGGCGGUGGAGGGGACAAACACAAAUACACACACACACACACACAUAUAUAUUUACUCAUGUGUUUCAUCCUAAAUGUUGUGGUCAUGAUGGAGCACCGCCUGUAUCAUCACCUAUUCCGGUGGUUCGCAAACGGUGCGGCGGAAUAAUCGAAAGACAAUCAAAGACUUAGAAAGUUUCAAAAAUAUUCAUAUGCCAAAAACGAAUACGAUUACAAAAUUUAAAAUACUAUUGGACUCUUUUUAGAUAUACCACCAGAAACAAUAUCCAUGUGUCUCUUAAAAAGUAUUAUCCAUUCUACUACAGUUCUCCACGACAUAUUGCAGUGAACAAGGAUCUUCGGUUCUGACGAAUAUCAAAAACCAACGCAGGGAAAGGCUUUGUGUUGAUGGGGGAAGUGAGAGUUUGUUUAUCUCAAAUUAGGCCGAAUAUAAAGGAGAUUACUCGACAAAAACAAGCUCAUACCUUGCAUUGAAACAUCAGAUGACAUUGGCAGGACAGAAUAUUUUUACUUCAGUAUCCUGGAAGAUAAUAUACAGAACUGAUGCAUAGAUGAGGAAUUGCAUUGAAAUUUCUUUUGUAAACAAAAUUUCUCAAAAGUCACUAUUUGGCUGUUUGGAAUGUGUGCAUGAUUUUUGGGAUAUAAUUAAAAUUGAAUGGAUUUGCAGCAUCUUUAGAUAUCAACAACGAUCACUGCUGAUGGAAAUAUAGGUGUUAAAAUAUAUAUGAUAAUACUGUAAAUACAACUAUAUAUAUAUAUUUAGUUGUGAUAGAGGAGAAAUUAAUAAAUUAUUUAAAAAUGAUUUAUGUGAGAAAGUGAAAGAAUUGAGUUUAUUUUCCUCAAGAGAUGGCAGAAGAGACAGGGAAAUCAACAGACAGUAGUGAUAUCUGUGAAAAGCCAUCCUCUCAAAGAGAUUACGUCUCAGCUCCCAAACGAACUCCCAAAGUAGCAAAGCCACAUCGCUGUGAUAUUUGCGGUAAAACUUUCUCUCAAAAUAACUACUUAGUUACACACAUACGCGUACAUACAGGUGAGAAACCAUAUCACUGUGAUGUCUGUGGCAGAUCAUUCUCUGAAGGAAGUCACUUGACAACUCACAAACGUACACAUACCGGAGAAAAACCAUAUCUUUGUGAUAUUUGUGGCAAAACAUUCUAUCAAAAAUGUCACUUAACCGAACACAAGUACUUUCAUACGGGAGAGAAGCUAUUUCACUGUGAUGUCUGCACUAAAUCAUUUUUUCAAAAGAGUCACUUAACAGCACAUAAGAACAUUCAUACAGGAGAGAAGCCAUAUCACUGUGAUGUCUGUGGUAAAUCGUUCUCUGAAGGAAGUACCUUAACUAAACAUAAGCGUAGCCAUUCAGGAAUCAGACCUUUUAAAUGUGAUAUCUGUGGUAAAUCAUUCUCUCAGACAAGUAGCUUAAAAAGACACAAACUCACCCAUACAGGAGAGAAGCCAUAUCACUGCAACACCUGCAGUAAAUCAUUGUCUAUUGUUUCUUAAAUGGACACAAGUGUAUUCAGUGAAUCAUAUUCUGAAGGGAAGUACCUUGAAAAAUCCACAUGUACACUCAGGGAAGAGAAUAUCACCCUAUAUCUAUGGUAAAAUGGAGGCGUAAUGGCCCAGUGGUUAGGGCAGUGGACUCGCGGUCAUAGGAUCACAGUUUCGAAUCCCAGACCGGGCGUUGUGAGUGUUUAUUGAGUGAAAACACCUAAAGCUCCAUUAGGCUCCGGCAGGGGAUGGUGGCGAACCCUGCUGUACUCUUUCACCACAAAUCUCUCUCACUCUUUCUUCCUGUUGUACCUGUAUUUCAAAGGGUCAGCCUUGUCACAAUGUGUCACGCUGAAUAUCUCCGAGAACUAAGUUAUGGGUACUCGUGUCUGUGGAGUGCUCAGCCACUUGCACGUUAAUUUCAUGAGCAGGUUGUUCCGUUGAUCGGAUCAACUGGAACCCUCGAUGUCGUAAGCGACGGAAUGCCAACACACACUAUGGUAAAGUAUUCUCUCAAAACAGCCACUUAACUACACAUGUAUGUAUUCAUACAGAACGUGAGCCACAUAAUGUCAAAAAUCUUUCCGUAAAUCUAAUGUUAUAUAACCAUCGGUGUAUCUGUUAGACAAAGAAGAUAUAGCUAUCUUCAGACACUGUAUAACCAUAUCUAUGUCCACUUUAAUGCAAUAAAUUAUAACUGAUAUUUUUAAUAAA